CGCAACGCUGCUCUGCCCGCACUCGACGAACUGCACUCGAUCCGGCAGUUAUGUUAUUGUUAUAGACGAUCCGACACGAUCCGAUCUCGAUCCGAUUCAAUCCAAUCCGAGAACGCAGGCGCUACGCAAUUUGUCCGUUACAUUUGACCACUUCGAACUGUUCACGCAAUUCGAGUAGUAAACAAUUAAGAAGCAACUCCGAUUUCAAUUCGAUUCGAGUGACAUUCGAGAUAUCGCGAGCGUGUGCCCUUUUUUUUUUUAAUUUCUUUAACCUUUUUGUUGCUGUGAUAAUGUCGUGUGCUGAGUUGGGGCAACCUGUAACCCCUUUAUUCUCUACCUGAUCUCGCGAGCCAAAAGUAUUAGUCAUGAAAGCCGGGGCGGCUUUUGAAUCACCAACGGCAAUAGCAAUAACAAUAACAAAAAUAAACAUAAAAAUAAAAAGCAGCAGCUUCAGUGGCGUCCCCGCAGCAACAACAGCGAUUAAUGAAUAACCCCAGUGAAUGCCGAGUGCCGUAAACUGUUUACAUUGCUCACAGCAUUACUCACUCACUCACUCACCUCGCUCAACCUGGGCGAAGAAGAGGAAGAGUCGGAGUUGGAGUCGGAGAGGAUUGAAGAGUGGAGAGUGCCGGGUGCAGGGUGUAGAGUGGAGAAAGAAAGGGGAGGAGUGAAGCAGAGAUCGCAGCUGCACUAGUUUCGAUUACGUGAGCAGAAAAUAAAUAAACAAGCGAUUUCGAUUUCCCCAUUACCCAGACCCAUCCCCAUACCCAUACCCAUACCCACUUACCACCACUACCAUCUCCUCCUGACCACUGAUAAGGGAAACUAGAGGAGAGAGCGGAGAAAGCGAGGAGAGAGCAGCGAGAGCGAGGCGAUCGUUAGAAUCGCCGAGGAUUACCAAAUAACACAACCAAAAAUUCAACCAGAAGAAUGAGUGACGAGACGACUAUUAGCCUGGACGGCAAUGGCUAUCCCCCCCUGGAGGCACUGACGACAGCUGUGGCUCCGCCGGCGGACGCAAGCGGCUUCACACAGUCGCUGCUGACCUUUGCCGCGGUCAUGACCUUUCUCAUAAUGGUCGUCGGCAUUUGCGGCAACCUGUUGACCGUGGUGGCCCUGCUGAAGUGUCCCAAGGUGCGGAAUGUGGCGGCCGCCUUUAUCAUCAGCCUCUGCAUUGCCGACCUGCUCUUCUGCGCCCUGGUCCUGCCCUUCCAGGGUCUGCGCUUCAUCCAGGGCACCUGGCGACAUGGCGAGGUGCUGUGCCGCCUGAUUCCCUUCAUCCAGUACGGGAACAUCGGCGUGUCCCUGCUGUGCAUCGCCAUGAUCACGAUCAACCGGUACGUGAUGAUCACCCACCACGGGCUGUACGCCAGGAUCUACAAGCGCCACUGGAUCGCCGUGAUGAUCGCCGCCUGCUGGCUCUUCUCCUACGGAAUGCAGCUGCCCACGCUGCUGGGCGAGUGGGGUCGCUUUGGCUACGACGCCCGGCUGCAGACCUGCUCCAUCAUGGAGGACAGCCACGGGCACAGCAGCAAGACCACGCUGUUCAUCACCGCCUUCGUCAUCCCCUGCCUGGUGAUCAUCGCCUGCUACGCGAAGAUCUUCUGGGUGGUCCACAAGUCGGAGCAGCGCCUGAAGCGGCACGCCACCAAGCAGAACUCGAUACCCAACAACCUGCGCCCGCUGGCCAGCAGCGGAGGAUCGGGGGCGGCCCUGCCCUCGGUGGCCGAGUGCCAGCCCAGCAACCGCGUCUCCUCGGACAGCAGCAGCAGCUUCUCGGUCGACGUGCCCGAGACGGCGCCCAGUGGCAAGCAGCAGCCCACGAGGGUCAAGGAUCAGCGCGAGGUGCGGGCCAAGCGCAACGAGUGGCGCAUCACCAAGAUGGUGCUGGCCAUCUUCCUGUCCUUCGUCGUCUGCUACCUGCCCAUCACCAUUGUGAAGGUGGCCGACAAGAACGCGGAGCACCCCAGCCUGCAGAUCUGCAGCUACAUCCUGCUCUACCUCUCCGCCUGCAUCAACCCGAUCAUCUAUGUGAUCAUGAACAAGCAGUACCGCAAGGCCUACAAGACGGUCGUCUUCUGCCAGCCCGCCCGCCUGCUGCUGCCCUUCGGGAAGGCCAAUGGCGCCAGCAGCGCUGCAGAGAAAUGGAAAGAUACCGGGUUGAGCAACAACCACAGCCGCACCAUCGUCUCCCAGAUGUCGGGGGGAACGGGAACGGGAACAGGAACUCCAACGGGAACGGGAACGGGAACUCCGUCGGGAACACCAACGGUACAGAGCCCACCACCGCCGCAGGAAAGCCCACAGGCCUUGGAGAUGCUGUCAAGGGGACCACCGGAUCUGAUCAGCAAGUCAAAUCUCCCGCUGCCGACCGCUACGCCCCCGCCCCCCUCAGUCCUCCAGGCGACGCCCAACGGAAGCAGCAGCAGCAGCUCCAAUCUCCGACUGCCGCUCAAGAAGAACAAUCACUCCUACAGCAACAGCGGCUUCAACGGCAGCAGCAAUCCGGGACUGGGGAUCGGGAUCAGCAGCAGCUCCAUUUACCGGCCAGGAGUUGGCUCACUGGGGAGCGGAUCGGCCUCGAUCCGUCGCAUCACGAUGGUGGGCGACGACAUAAUACUGGAGGAGGAGGAGCUGCCGCCCACUCCGCCGGCCACGUCGGCACCCACAACGCCGGCACCGCCCCCGCCCUCAGCCCCAAUGCAUCCGCUCUCCAUGAUGGGCUCAACAGGCGGAGGAGCAGGGACGACCACGACGACGCCACACAUCUACAUGAAUGUCGACAGCCCGAAGAGAAACCAAUCCUACGCGGAACGUAAUACGAACGUAGCACCGGCAGCCCCACAAGAUCCAAACUCCGGUUUGGCCAACACAUCCGAAACCGUCUCCAUUUCCGGCUCCAAGCUGACGGCCAAGAUGAAGUUCCCAAAAGACUAACGAAAUGCUUUAAUUCCAAAAACAAAAUCAAAGAAGACACAAACACUACUUUCGUUAUAAACAAAGAAUAUAUGCCAGGCAUUUUAGAUCGGUGUAUCGCAAAUCGUUCGUUAAUCUUUCGAAAAAAGCGAAAAAAAAAGGGGAGAAUUCUCCAGAGAAUGAUGUUGUAUGUAGUUCAAUAUCGCAUUUCCCAUAUCAUAUAAGCAAUUUGUUCUAUAGUUAUUGUAAUUUAAUACUUAGUAUUUGCCAAAUAGCGAAGAGUGGGCGUUGAAAUUGUGCCAUAGUUUAUUACCCUUUGGAUUCCGCUGUAUUUCUCGUUUCCCACUUUAUU
Messenger RNA from Drosophila takahashii, 3268 nucleotides. It is a transcript of the gene moody, whose product is annotated as G-protein coupled receptor moody. NCBI's taxonomy places the organism in Eukaryota, Metazoa, Arthropoda, Insecta, Diptera, Drosophilidae. Gene Ontology annotation, cellular component: membrane. Gene Ontology annotation, biological process: G protein-coupled receptor signaling pathway. The record is from RefSeq and is a predicted model, not a curated record. Gene Ontology annotation, molecular function: G protein-coupled receptor activity.